This is a messenger RNA of Phytomonas sp. EM1, 1167 nucleotides long. Lineage: Eukaryota; Euglenozoa; Kinetoplastea; Trypanosomatida; Trypanosomatidae. The record is from the annotation of a GenBank genome assembly.
AUGCCGGGAAGCAUCGUGCCAGCAUGUGGGAUUGCGCCGGAGAAGCUUUUGGCAAAACAGCAAUACAAAGUAGAUAAUAUCUCGCAGAACAUGUUCUCUGUUGCCACCCAGAAGGAUAAAAAGCUUAUCGUUCCGUCGACCCUUCUCCAAGGUGUUACAAUAGAAAAGCUGUGGGAAAAUAUAUUUGAAGGAUCUGAAUUCCUCCAAAAUUACCAUGACAGGAGGAAGGCGACAGAUAUUGUUAUUUCCCCAUGGGAGUACACAUCCGACUAUAGUAGUGGGUACCGUUUUCUCACAUUAAUGAUGAUUAUGGAUGUGCCAAAGGCCAACACCGCAGCUCAAUUGAACGAGGUCCAUCGCUUCGCGUACACAAGCGCCCCCGACAAUAAGCUGCUCCUUGUUUACCAGAUAUCGUCGCAAAUCCCGAGCAUCCCGGCGGGUACUUCUUUCCGUACUGAGUCCUUGCUUGAAAUCGCCGCUGACUCCCCUACGGCAGAUUGCUGUGUCACCAUUUGGGGGUGUUGUAAGAAAAUGUCCCUUGCCUUUUCUGCGAUCCAAUACGUUGUUCUACCGCGUGCGCUGAAGGAGAUGACGUCUGGUUAUAAGCUUAUGGUGUCUAUGAUUGCAGAAAGGCUCUGCAAAGAUAAGGCUGUGACGAUACCUCAGCUCCAGAAUGGCGACUCGGGAGAGGGUAAUGAAACCCUAGCAAAGUCAGAUUUUGACAACGGUGGUGGUUCGUCUUCUGAUGCGAACCCCAGCACUUUCUUACAUGGAACACUACUUUUACUGGCACUCAUGGUUAGUCUGAUACUUCUAUGGUCAAUGUCGUCCAUUCGUGGUGCUGCGCAGGAGGUAGCAAGAGUAUCACAUCUCAUGCAGAUGCGUGAUGAAGGCGUAGGCUGGACCGGGUGUUCUCAGGGCAUCAAAGCCAACAAUGUGUUUAGUAAAAGGGAAGGUGGGACACCAUCUGGUGUACUUACGGAAGAGGAUGUGUUGCUCUCAGCUGCGCGUGAAGCACAUGUGAGGAUGCUUCGGGCUCACUUGCUGGAACAGCGUGGCAUCAUUUCGCAGAUGCAAAGGUCCAUGCUAUGGAUGCGCAUAAUGUUGUACAUUCAAUGGAUUCUGUUUGUAGUUGUUGCUGUGAAAAAAUAUUUUUUCGGCGGCUGA